AAUACUGUAGGUCUUAGAACAGCUGAUGGGAUGGUAGAGUAUAAUACUGUAGGUCUUAGAACAGCUGAUGGGAUGGUAGAGUAUAAUACUGUAGGUCUUAGAACAGCUGACUGGAUGGUAGAGUAUAAUACUGUAGGUCUUAGAACAGCUGAUGGGAUGGUAGAGUAUAAUACUGUAGGUCUUAGAACAGCUGAUGGGAUGGUAGAGUAUAAUACUGUAGGUCUUAGAACAGCUGAUGGGAUGGUAGAGUAUAAUACUGUAGGUCUUAGAACAGCUGAUGGGAUGGUAGAGUAUAAUACUGUAGGUCUUAGAACAGCUGAUGGGAUGGUAGAGUAUAAUACUGUAGGUCUUAGAACAGCUGAUGGGAUGGUAGAGUAUAAUACUGUAGGUCUUAGAACAGCUGAUGGGAUGGUAGAGUAUAAUACUGUAGGUCUUAGAACAGCUGAUGGGAUGGUAGAGUAUAAUACUGUAGGUCUUAGAACAGCUGACUGGAUGGUAGAGUAUAAUACUGUAGGUCUUAGAACAGCUGAUGGGAUGGUAGAGUAUAAUACUGUAGGUCUUAGAACAGCUGAUGGGAUGGUAGAGUAUAAUACUGUAGGUCUUAGAACAGCUGAUGGGAUGGUAGAGUAUAAUACUGUAGGUCUUAGAACAGCUGAUGGGAUGGUAGAGUAUAAUACUGUAGGUCUUAGAACAGCUGAUGGGAUGGUAGAGUAUAAUACUGUAGGUCUUAGAACAGCUGAUGGGAUGGUAGAGUAUAAUACUGUAGGUCUUAGAACAGCUGAUGGGAUGGUAGAGUAUAAUACUGUAGGUCUUAGAACAGCUGAUGGGAUGGUAGAGUAUAAUACUGUAGGUCUUAGAACAGCUGAUGGGAUGGUAGAGUAUAAUACUGUAGGUCUUAGAACAGCUGAUGGGAUGGUAGAGUAUAAUACUGUAGGUCUUAGAACAGCUGACGGGAUGGUAGUGUAUAAUACUGUAGGUCUUAGAACAGCUGGGGGUAGUUUGUGUGCGCUUUGUUUGCCCCGAGAGAGGGAAAAUGAUUUAGCUUUGUGUUAUUUGACAAACACACACACACACUCAAGUAUAUUUGGUUAUAGGAUUUUUACUUUCCAUAUGUACCAAGCAAGGAGAAAGUGUUGUGCUAGAGGCUUCUAAUUUCAUUAUGCUUUUCUGACAACAGUCUGAGUCAAUAUUUUCCUAACAUUCUUCAUUGUACAGGUCUGUCUUGUCUUGGUCUAAGGAGAGGGAUACGUCUUAUUGCUAUUAUAAACUGGUUACCAA
Molecule: messenger RNA, 1278 nt
Organism: Oncorhynchus mykiss (rainbow trout)
Lineage: Eukaryota; Metazoa; Chordata; Actinopteri; Salmoniformes; Salmonidae
Source: RefSeq, a predicted model, not a curated record